Clonostachys rhizophaga is the source of this 387-nucleotide messenger RNA. The record is from the annotation of a GenBank genome assembly. NCBI's taxonomy places the organism in Eukaryota, Fungi, Ascomycota, Sordariomycetes, Hypocreales, Bionectriaceae.
AUGGGUUACGUUCUCUACUCCAUAUGUUUUUCAUUCAUCUUAUUUGUGACGGCUGUGGUCGUUACUCGCAGCUACUGGCUCCCGCUUCUUGAGGAUGUUCAUCUCCCAGGAGCCGACUACCUCUACUCGCGCCUACCAACAAGCUUCGCGGACGACAUCGAGGCCGGCUUGUCCAGUAGCAAUUUCGAUCUCAACGCAAAUGUGGAGGCCGGAGAUAGCAGGCAAGGUCUAGACACCGCCGCCAAAGCAGAAAUCACAAAAAUCAUGAAGAAGAGGCGGAUGACAUUCGACCAAGCCAGGAAGGUAUACAUGGAAAACCGGUUCAAAGCCAACGGCAUCGGGCCUGACGGUCUCCCACGAGAUCCCAAGUUCGUGAGCUUCUCUUAA